Mauremys mutica (yellowpond turtle) is the source of this 8788-nucleotide messenger RNA. It is a transcript of the gene LNPEP, whose product is annotated as leucyl and cystinyl aminopeptidase. Gene Ontology annotation, cellular component: cytoplasm. The record is from RefSeq and is a predicted model, not a curated record. NCBI's taxonomy places the organism in Eukaryota, Metazoa, Chordata, Testudines, Geoemydidae. Bases 436 to 3513 code for a protein of 1025 amino acids. Gene Ontology annotation, molecular function: zinc ion binding; peptide binding; metalloaminopeptidase activity. The transcript has 18 exons. Gene Ontology annotation, biological process: peptide catabolic process; proteolysis.
CAGCCGCCUCCUGCCCCUGGCAGCUUAGCGAGGCAGCAGCGGGAGGAGGAGCCCUGCGAAGCAGCGGCCCAGCCCAGGCGGGGGAAGCGAGGGCUCGGCUCGGAGCAGCAGAGAGGCCAGAGCAGAAAAUGGUCGUUUGGGGCUUGGUGCAAAGGCGAAGCUGCUAGGAAGAGCCGAGCCGAGCCGGAGCCCCGUGCAAGGGGGCGGGGAGCUCCCCGCGCCGCGCCGCCUCCCCAGUCCAGCCAGCCGGGCUGCAGCACUUGAGCUGCCGGCCGCAGUGACUCGUGCAUGACCCACAGCAGCAGGACUGAGCGGAGCGCCCGCCCCGGCAGCAUGCAGCAGGACUGAGGGGGCGCAGCCCGGCAGCCGCUGCUGCUCUGUGCUCUUCGCUUCCUCCGUGCCUGGGCUCUGCCGGCUGAGGGAUCCCGCAGGAAAAUGGAGCCGUUCCCCCACGAUCGAAUUCAGUUACCCAGGAAUAUGAUUGAAAACAGCAUGUUUGAGGAAGAACCUGAUGUGGUUGACUUGGCAAAGGAGCCUUGCUUGCAUCCAUUGGAGCCUGAUGAAGUGGAGUAUGAGCCAAGAAGUUCACGACUACUGGUGCGUGGCCUUGGAGAGAAUGAAAUGGAUGAGGAUGAAGAGGAUUAUGAAUCAUCAGCGAAAUUGCUGGGCAUGUCCUUCAUGAACAGAAGCGCAGGUCUCCGUAAUAAUGCAUCUGGCUAUAGACAGAGCUCAGAUGGAUCAUGCUCAGUGCCCUCUUUAAGGACCAUGGUGGUUUGUGCAGUUGUUCUUCUGAUUGCAGUUUCAGUAAUAAUGGUGAUCUACCUUCUUCCCAAAUGUACCUUUACCAAAGAAGGCUGCCAUAAAAAGAACCAUACAAUGGAACUGAUAUAUCCUCUAGCAACUAAUGGAAAGAGAUUUCCAUGGGCAAAAACCAGGCUUCCCAGUAAUGUUGUACCACUACACUAUGAUCUCAUCUUGCAGCCAAACCUAACAACUACAAAGUUUGCAGGUUCUGUACAGAUAACUCUUAAUGUCAUCCAGGUCACUUGGAAUAUCAUACUUCAUAGCUCAGGACUUAAUAUCACCAAGGCAACUCUGACUUCAGCAGGUUGGAAUCAGGCAAAACCAGUUGAAGUCCUGGAAUAUCCAGUGCGUGAUCAGAUUGCAGUUGUGGCUCCUGAUGCUCUACUUGUUGGGCAGAACUACACCCUCAGCAUAGACUAUUCAUCUAAUUUAUCAGAUACCUAUUAUGGGUUUUACAAAGUCUCCUACAAGGAUGAACAUGCUAAUAAAAGUUGGCUUGCAGCAACUCAGUUUGAGCCUCUUGCUGCAAGGUCCGCUUUUCCCUGUUUUGAUGAACCAGCAUUUAAAGCCACUUUUCUAAUUAAGAUCAAGAGAGAUGAACAGCACUCCACUCUGUCAAACAUGCCAAAGAAUGUAACCAUCCCUGUGGCAGCUGGAAUAGUUCAAGAUGAGUUCUCUGUGAGUUUGAAGAUGAGUACUUACCUGGUAGCGUUCAUUGUGGCAAAUCUGAAGAAUAUCAGUAAGGAGACUAAUAGGACUCUGGUAUCUAUAUAUGCCUUGCCACAGAAGCUAGGCCAAGUUGAGUAUGCCCUAGACACAGCAGUGACGCUCCUGGACUUUUAUCAGAAGUAUUUUCAUAUAGAGUAUCCUCUUCAAAAAUUAGAUUUAGUAGCUAUUCCUGAUUUCCAGGCAGGCGCUAUGGAAAACUGGGGUUUAAUCACCUUUAGAGAGACAACACUCCUUUAUGAUGAUAAAACGUCUUCAGCAAUGGAUAAAAAGCUGGUAACUGCUGUGAUCGCUCAUGAGCUGGCUCAUCAGUGGUUUGGUAAUCUAGUAACUAUGGAAUGGUGGAAUGAUCUUUGGCUGAAUGAAGGAUUUGCCACUUUUAUGGAAUACUUUGCCAUGGAAAAAACUUUCCCAGGGCUGCAGACUGAUGAAGAAUUCCUGAAACUACGAUUCAAGACUAUGAUGAAAGACUCCUUAAAUGCCUCACGUCCAAUCUCCUCUGCUGUCCAGUCUUCAGAGCAGAUUGAAGAAAUGUUUGAUGCGCUUUCCUAUAUCAAGGGAGCUUCCCUUUUGUUGAUGCUGAAAAAGUAUAUCAAACAUGAUAGUUUUCAAGCUGGGAUUGAGAAUUACUUGCAUAAUCACAGCUACAGAUCCACCCGGAGCGAUGAUUUAUGGGAUAGCAUGAAUGAGAUCACAAAUGGAACACUAGAUGUAAAAAAACUGAUGAAAACCUGGAUUCUGCAGAAAGGAUUUCCCUUAGUAACUGUUAAAAGAAAAGGAAAGAGUCUCUAUGUCCAGCAGGAGAGAUUCUUGCGCAGUGUGGAAUCAGAAAAUUGGACGUCAGAUGCAAGUUAUCUGUGGCAUAUUCCUCUCUCCUACACAACUAGCAGUUGCAGCCCUUUCCUCUGUCCUUACGCAUAUUUACUGGACCAGAAGUCAGCUACCAUUGAACUUCAGGAGGAGGUGAAGUGGAUAAAGUUCAAUGUGGACAUGAAUGGGUACUAUAUAGUGCACUAUGCUGAAGAUGACUGGAAUACUCUCAUUAACCUGCUGAGGACAGAUCCCUUUGCUCUGAGUACCAAAGACCGAGCUCACCUGAUCAACAAUAUCUUCAGUCUUGUGGGUAUAGGAAAGGUGUCUCUGUUGAAGGCCUUUCAUCUGCUUGAUUACCUAGUGAAAGAGAACUACACUGCACCAAUCAGUCAAGCUCUGUUCCAACUGAGUCUCAUCUAUGACCUCGUAGAAAAAAGAGGAAUGCCGAAUCUUGCAGCAAGAGUAGUGGACAGAGUUGAAAAGCUACUUGGAAGCAAAAUUGAUCAACAGACUUGGACUGAUAAUGGGACCUUAUCUGAACGAGAGUUCCGGUCUACUGUGCUAGCCUUUGCCUGCUCCCAUCACUUGGGAAACUGUAGCACCACGGCCACCAAGCUGUUUAACGAAUGGAAGGCUUCCAAUGGCACAAAGAGUCUGCCUACUGAUGUUAUGAAGACUGUAUUCACAGCAGGAGCAAAAACUGAUGAUGGCUGGGAGUUCCUUUUAAGCAUGUACACAUCUUCAGUUUCUGAAGCUGAGAAGCACAAAAUGCUUGAAGCUCUAGCCAGCACAGAAGAUGUUAGAAAACUGAUCUGGUUAAUGCAAACAAGCCUGGAGGGAGACCUCAUCAGGGUACAGGAACUUUCGCAUAUCAUAACAACUGUCAGCCAAAGUCUGCCUGGGCACUUGUUGGCCUGGGACUUUAUCAAAGAGAACUGGGAAAAGCUUAUACGGAAAUUCCACUUGGGGUCAUUUGCUAUCCAGAAUAUAGUUACUGUGUCAACCUUUCAGUUUUCAACAGAGGCCCAUCUACUUGAGGUUAAAACUUUCUUUGAGUCCAAGUCAGAGAAGAUUUCUCAACUUCGCUGUGUCAAAGAGGCUAUUGAGACAAUUCAGCUGAAUAUUAAGUGGAUGGAGAGGAACUUAGCGACGCUGCAGCAAUGGCUGUAGAGAACACAAUGCCUCUGUGUGUGUGUGUGUGUGUGUGUGUGUGUGUGUUAGACAUUAAGAGAGCUUGUGAACUGUUGCUUUUGCAAAGGCCAGGGUGAAACCAGGCAUCGCUGCAACAUUGUUUGCACUAUUAGGGGUUCUAGUUAGCUCAGGGCACAUCUCACUUAAGUUUGUUUUUCUUUUGGUCAUUUGUGGGCCAGAUGUAGAUAUUUAUUUAUUCUGGAACUGUGUUCAUUUAUAGACCAAACAGCUGCAUAAAUAACUAAUAAGUACAGUAAUUUUAUAUUUGAAACACCCUGUCAUUUGAAAUCCUGUCCUAUUGUUCUCAACACUGGGUAAGUAUUGAAAAAGAGAGCAACAAAGGAAAAAACUGCCAUGAGAGAUGCUUUUUCUUUGCAGAGCGCUGGCUAAUCAGUGUUCUUUAUGCAAAACUGUUGGUAGCUUUGGGUUUAGCUUUUGAUGAUCAAAAUGUUUUUUCUAGACGUUCUAAAAACAUAAGAAUAUACAGCUAUUAUUAUUAUAUGUAUUUUUGUCUAUUAAGUGGCCAGGUGCUACUGAUACUAUAUAAAAAGAAAACAGCCAAAUAGCAAAUAUGAAUGUUUUAGGAGGGGAGAGAUUUUCAGAAGCAUCUCAGUGACUUGGGAGCACAUGACCCACUGAAAGUCAGUGAGGAGUGUGCUCCUAACUCAUUAGGCACUUUUAAGGAUCAAACGUUCAAUUGCCAGACUGUAUUUAUUAAUAUUGUUUUGUUGAUGUCUGAGCAACAGUGCCCCUCCACACCACCCCAAAAUGCCAUAGAGAAGUUGCUCCAGACUAGUUCUGAUGGUGGACUGACCCCUGACUGACUACUGAUCCUUUUCACCAUUCCUCUUUGUGGAGGGCCUGCAUUUGGUACAUGUGUGCCAAGCAUUUUGUUUGGGUCUUUAUAUUUUUCACUUAAUUUUUCAGUAUCACUGGUAUGAUUUGUGUACACUGCUUACUCUGUAAUGCUUGCUUGGUGUAACACAGCAGUGGGGAACUUUUUGUCUGUAUUUGGAUGGUAUCAUGCCACAGUUAUUGGGGACAAAGCCUAAAACUUAUUCUGAAAACAAGUGCCCUAAAAUCCGGCAUGAUAGGCUAAAAGGCAGGAUUGCCACAAUACAGUGUGCCUUUUUUCUAAAGCAAUUCUCAUUUAAGGCCCUUUUAGAGGCCUGGUGUAAACAGAGUUGUACCUCCUUAACUAAAGAGAUUAUUUUUAUACCUGUUUAGUUAAAGUGGUGGAAAGAGAGAAUGUGUGAAUAUUCUUAUGCCUAUUUAAAGCUGGCUAACAUCACAUUAGUUUGCAUCAGAAAACUUUCCUGUACAGCCAAACUGAUAUAACAAGUUUUAAGCCACUGUAAGAGAAUCCAAACAAACAAGUUGCAUCAGUUAAUUAAAUGGAUUUAAGUUAAACCAGUGCAAAUUUUGUGCAGAGAGAAGCCCUGAGAAAAAUUUUCUUCAAAAGGUGGGGAGACUAUUUUCAGCCAUAAUCAGGUUUCACUUUGAAUUUGUCACCAUUUUAAUACAGGCUCUGGUUUUUAAAAUUUAUAAUGACUUUCACCUGCAAAUUGUGAUAGUAAUGUGCAAGAGAGGUAGGUAGGUGAUUAGUGAAAACUACCUAGUGAAAAUUAUAGUAUUUGUUGGCUUUUCAUCAGUAGGUAUGUACUAAAUCAUUUGAACUAUGCAGUUUCAUUUCCAUAUUUUGUGCUUCUCUGACAAAAGUUUGGGGAAAAAUUUCCUCAAUUUGCCAGUAGUUUACUUUAAAAAUGAGUUCUGCAGUUCUAACCUUGAAAAGGAAUGUUACUCCUCCUCGGUGCACAAAAAACCCUGUCAGCAAGUGGAAAUGAAUGCAUUUUGCAUGCACUGAAAGUGGAUUUGUACUCCUCCUCAGUAAUUGAAUUAGAUGUAAUCCUAAUUCAUUGUGUUCUCAAAUCACUUGUAUUAACUGCAUUGUGCAGUGAUGUUUUCACCCACCCCCAGUUAAUGUGUUAGUUACAUCUCUGUAUAUUCUUCUCUGUGUGUUUUUUCCUUUUUCCAUUUCCUCGGUCUUUUAAAUUUUUUCCCCAUUGACAACAGCAAAGAUGAUGGAUGUCAAACUUUGUAGAGUGAGAACUAAUAAUAAUCUCCUCCAUUCGAACUCUGGGAUUUUAAGUAUGUUCUACCAUUGAGCUUAAACAUGUUACUGGUAAUGUAGUCUGUAUUAGGAAAUACCACACACUUCCAUUUUAGAGUGCAAAAUAUAGUAAAAACUGAAAAACAGAGUUUGGAAAAUCACGGCUUUAAACCCCUCCCCCCCCAAGGAUUGUUUCAUUUUGCCACCCAGUGAACUGAGUUUUUCACCUUUUUUUAACAUGAUUCAUGUUUUCAAUAUCACUUGUCCUUCUCUGGAGUGCAUAGUAUGUACUUGGGAGCCAGCCCCUAUUGACUUCAAUGAGAAGCUUUUCCUUGACUUCGGUAAGAGUUGGAUCAAGCCCUGAUACUGAAUAGCACUAAGAACCCUCAUCUCUUCCAGAGCUCAGUGGGAAUUGAGGAGAAUUGGCGUGGCUAAGGAUCAAGACACAAGGCAUGUUUUACAUGAACUGAGUGGAUCUUACCAGUUCUUUUGUCUUCCAGUCAAAAGAAACACACACAUUGUAGCAAAACACUUCUUGUUACGAUUCCAUAAUAGUUUACAGGUAAACGUUAUAGAACAAGAGGCUGUGUAAGGCUUGGGCCAUUGUCUUAUUUUCUUUGACAUUUCACGUAUAAAAUUAGCCUAACUGGGGGGGGAUGUGCUAAAGAAUGAGGUUUUUUAGCUUAUCCCUGGAAAACAGCAGUCUGCAUGCUGAUGUAUCUUUGAUUUUAUUAAAAUUGCAAAUUCAUUUAAUUAAUGCUAAAUCCUGCAUUUACUUUGUGAUUCAUGAGUUUUUUGGCUUCUUAAAUUUACUCCAUAGUAUGGAAAGGAUCAGGCUGUGAGGAGAAAAGGAGCCUGAAAUGGAUAAUACGUGGCUGUUUAGAUCUGAUUGUAGCAAUAGUCUGUGCCUUAUGGAUUAUAUUACAGUGACAUGCAAGAUCAUAUUCUACCUAGAGAUUGGAAUAAAAGGAGGCCAUACUUUUUUGCAGUGGGACAGUAAAACUCCUGUUCCAUAGCUGCUAUGUUUUUUUUUUUACUCUUUAGGCUAGAGGUGUUAGUGCUAUUCAUGUUCUAUUGGAGGUCAAUGAUACUUUGUUUCCCACUCCCCACACCCUUUGAGUAGGGUGGCAAUUUGUAGUAGUCCAGAGGCUUUCAGUUUUAGAUAUUAAACCACAAGCACAAUAUUCCAGUUGCAUUCCCAAUCUUGUCCCCCUUCACAUUAACAAAGUAACUCAAAUUCUGAGAGCAAUACUAUAACUCAAGUUCUUGGUCACCUAUUUUAAACCUUAGUUUGCUCUCUUGAAUGUAUCUCUCCAUCCCAGUCAUUGAGCUAAUUUCUUCAAGCACAUGCUCAUCCUCCAAAUGUUCACCUGCCUGCUCGUGGGAAAGCUGAAAACACCAGUCGCUAGAGCAGCCUUCCUCUGAUGCAAACUGUAGGGGCACCGUGAUAACAUGUGGAAAUUGGAGAUAUUGCAAUUUGCCAAAUUUGGAUAUGCACUGUGGAUUCCUUCAUGAAUUGAAAGUAUGUUGCAUAUAGAAUUGUACUUCAGCAUUUACACAAUCUGACAUCUUCUAGUAACUCGGUACAGAAGCAAGGUUGCAUGUGCUUCCAUAAGCAAUGAUACACGUCAUAGUAAGUACUUCAUCACUAUUGAAUUGAAUCCACUCUAAAUUUUAGUUUGUAAAACCCUGCUUUCAUAAAACACCUGCACCUUUUCCUGAACAGCAUUGUCAAUCUGAAGAGCUCACUUUUACUCUAGGAGUGAUAUUAAUUUUGUACCUGGCCAAAGAGAUGGUUUUUGCCAUAGAAAUAUUUACAUUUCACCUGCUCACUGCAUCUUGCAACACUUGAGGCAUUUUAUGUUGGACAUGCAUUGUAAAAGUAAUGCUUUAAGGAACAUGGUAAUGGCCUUCAUUGUGUUGGGGUUUUUUAGUGACCAUAUGCUGCAGGAAGUCUGACUCUUGAAGUGAAUCCUGCAUUAUGAUGGCAUAUCUUUUACUUCUUCUAUAUUAGUUGGAACAUUCCUUUUCCAACAGAUUGGUCUUCUCCUCCCCUGGAAGAUGUUAUCUUUCAUUGCACUCUGAAAUUUAAAAACAAUGCUGCCUCAUUAACCAUACACUUUUGUAUGCAUUUCAUGCAUCUAGGCUUGUAUUUUGGCUUUCUUUGUAUAUUUCUGAAUCAGGUUUCAUGUAGUUAAUUAACUCUAUCACAUAGUAAAUGUUUGUUCUCUCACAUUUGGCUAUACUGUAGAGGAGAAGAAAAUGCUUGAGUAAACUUACUUUUAUAUUAUUUUAUUGGCUUUUUUUAAUUAAGAUGCCACUAAAUGUUGGAAGAUUUCUUUUUUUUUUUUUAAAUGAGGCAUGGAUUCACAUGAUUCCUGGAAAGUUUUAAAAAGAUGUAAUUUACCACAUUAAACUCUUAGGUCAUAUUGCUGAAGAAUUUAAACUUCUAGUUUUUCUGUUUAAACCUGUUGCUGAAGUAGAAAUACAGACUUUUAUUCGUGAUAACUUAGUUUUGAUCAGGCAUCUUUUUUUGAGUUGACCAUGGUGGCAUUUAGCAAAUUGCAGUAAAAUAUUGAGAAAAGAUAGGUGCUUGAAUGGAUUUAAAUGCAUUAAAAUUUGGAUUCUUAUUAAAGAUCAAUAAUGUUUUCUAUUCAACGAAUUAGGGAAUGGAGUAUUUUGAGAGCAAAUUGCAUCAAACUACUGCUAAACUUGCAAUCAGACAAGAGUCCUAUAUUCCAGUCUUUAUGAAGUUAAAUAGUCCAGAAGAAUGAUCCCUUUCAAAUUAUUUUGGAAAAGUUAAAUACUGUAAGGACUUGUAAAGGGAGAACACUUGUCUAUUUCUAAAAUACUUAAAAUACAAGUACAAUGUACAAUCACGUGAGCUUUGGGUGGUGAAAUUCCAGGUUGUACAAUAUUUGCCUUUAGGUGGUGGGGAAAGCGGGUUUGAAAUAGUGUAUGUGUAUAUAUGUGUAAUGCAUACACAUGUGCAGAUCUGUUUUGUUCCAUUUGGAUGGGGUGGGGAGCGUAUUUUCUUUAUAUUUCAGAUAAACUUGUUUGCAUAUAACUGGCACUGACGAAAAGGCAUGUAUACUGCAAACACUGUUGCUUUUGUGAGAUGAAAAUAAAGUAUUUAAAUACAAA